UUAUCGAUAUAUUUCUAUCAACAGUUUGUUUACAAAAAGAAGGGUUGAAGUGGUUUAAACAUUUUGAACCAAUUCUAUUAUUUCACAACAAGUAAAUGAACCCGCCGAAAUGAGCCAAGCAAAGGAAGACGCAGGAGUUUUUUCGGUACGGCUUGUUAUUGCCGAUUUCUAUAUGGAAAAGCCAAUAUUUGGCUUCGAUCCAUGCUACUCGGAGUUUCGCGGCAAGGAAAUCAAAAGGGUACCAAUAAUUAGAAUUUUCGGUUCUAGCGCAGAUGGACGUAAAACGUGCAUGCAUGUCCAUGGCGUCUUCCCCUAUUUCUAUAUACCUUACGAGGAGAAGGAGUUUGAAUCAUUGAAUAAAGCCAUCUACCAGAUAACUAGUAAUGUAGAUAAAGCAAUUAACAUUUCAUUAGGUCAAGCGUGUUCCAGUGCUAUACAUGUAUUCAAAGUGCAGCUGGUCAAGGGCAUUCCAUUCUAUGGAUACCACCGCGUUGAACAUCAGUUACUUAAAAUCUACAUGUUUAAUCCACGUUUUGUACGGCGUGCAGCAAAUUUGUUACAAAGUGGCGCCGUCAUGAAUAAGAAUUUUCAUCCUUACGAGUCACAUGUGCCCUAUAUACUGCAGUUUAUGAUUGAUUACAAUUUAUAUGGCAUGAGUUUCAUUCAUAUACCAUACGAUAUUGUAAAAUUCCGACAAACCAGUGAUGAACACAAUUCCACAGAGUUAAACAUUCCUGGGGUGAAGGCAGCACAGUUUCUUGAUCCAACUGUGGCUAAAAAACAGUCUACUUGUGAAUUCGAAGUGGAUAUCGGUUCUAAUUUCAUAUUAAACCGCUUUCAACUCGCUAUGCGCAGUAAAAAUAGUAAAACACACUCGAACCCUGGCAUCGAAUCAAUUUGGAAUGAUGAACGUUUGCGUCGGCAGAAAAUGGCUGAAAGACCUGAUGUUGAAAAGGUGCCCGAUCUGGCAUUGCCGCCCACUCAAGAGCGUUGCAAUGUACAACCAACAGAAAGUGAUAUAUUCCAUCGUACCGUAUUGCAAAGCAAAUUAAUGGCAUUAGAAUUGUCUACAACGGCAAGUGGCAGUCAAGCGGAUCAAACCAUGAAUUUGACGUUACAGACAAGUAAUGCUAAUUUUACUUUAUUAAACUCUGGUGAAAAGGAUCAGAAUCACACCUUCAAUCUUCGUAAAAUAAUUGGCAAUGCCAUCUAUCCAGAAGAAUGUACACCCGACGAAAACUUGGUCGAUGCCUCCUUCAUUGAGAAUCACGUAUCACAAAAUGCCUUCCUGCUAAAUGGUUCAGUGUUACAAUCCACCGCCACACCGCCUAUUAGUAAAGUGCCUGAAACUCGUGGAGAUAGUAUAUUUUUAGACGACACUGUCAUUGAUGAAGAAUUAUUUGCACACAUAAAUGCAGAAAGGCCAAAACAAUCGAAUACGAGUCUGGGUGCUGAAGACUUGGAGUUGCUUGAUAUACUGCAGCAAUUGGAAGAGCAUGAGGAAGAUGAAAAUCAAAUAGAUUUAGACAGCACACUUGCACCAUUCACACAAACACACAAAACAUUUGAUCCUUCGCCAGAAGCGCUGGACAAGCAAGUGAUAGCUGCCGCUAUGAGUCAAGCAUUUUCCGAAUGCGACACCGAUUCCGACACCAGUGAAAAUGGAAAUAUUCAUGAUUACUCCAUAAUUUUAGAGGAUAUGGAUGAUUUGAUCUUAAAAUUUACACCCAGUCAGCCAACCGAAGAAAAUGCCGAACAAAUGGCAAAUCUGCCACAAAUGGAUGGUUCCGAUGAUUUAUUGCCCAAGACGCCAGUUAAAGGCGCGAGUAGUGCGAAAAUAGGCAACAAUGCAAAUGUAAUACCUUCACCACGUACGCCAAAGGCUAGCAGCAGACAAAAUCUAUCGCCGAAACGUUCACCAAGAACACCAAAGUCCAGCGCGAGCAAAAAAUAUGCACCAUUACCGUUAACAAUCACUUGUAAGCGACAAGAAAAAAGCCUCACAAAAGAAGUCGAAACAACGCCAGCGCGCAAUUCAGUUUUGCGAAAUUUAGAUCUUGGUUCCGGUGGCACUAAUAGCGCAAGAAUGACUUUAAGCAAAAAACUGGCUAUAGCCACUUUGCGGCGAAAAAGUAUGGACUGGAGUCCAAGCGCUAUUCGAGUAGACAUUGCAACAAACAAAGAGCUAGGAGAGGAGGGAAGCCCAAAACGUACACCAAUUCGCCGCUCUAGAAGAACUAUGGAUUUGGACAGAACACACAUUACCUGCGAGUUAACGCCACGUAAAAAAAGUGAGCGAAUUCUAAAAGUAUACAGCAUUGAAGAGGAGGAGGAAGUGUUAAAAGCAAAUGAACGAACUCGGAAGUCCACAUCUAAUGUGCCUCGAUUGGAUCUAGAGAAACCGUCUGUAGUAAAACAGCAGACCGCUUUAACAAAAGCAAGUGAAAAUGAAUGUGACAAACGGCUUGCCAAAGUUACACAAACAAAAAAACAAACGGAAGUGAUUUUGCAAAAACAACAAGAGAGUAUAAAUAAAGGUCCGGAAGCGAGUAAACAUCACAUACGAAAAUGUGUAGUGAGAAUUAAUAAAAAUUUAAUGCGAAAAAAUUUGAAUAGUUCGUGUACUAAUGCUCCUGUACUAACAAAUACUAUAACCAGUGAUAAUGAUAAACCAAUCCCAGAUAGUCCUCAACAGGAGCUAAGUCGGAGCACAAUUUAUACAACUCCUCCAGGUAACCAAAGCGGAGGCGACAAAGAAACGUGUCUAACAAAUAAUAUGAGUCCAGAGUUGAGAUACUCAAGUGAUAGCGAUGAAAUUGCUGCUUCGGACACGGAAGAUGCGCCCACCCCCAUUAGCGCUACGCGUCUGCGACGCAGCAUGCACCUGGUACAACAUAGAAGAAUGCAGAAAAACGAACCAUCCAUACACGAGCAGACUGCAGAAAGUGCCGAUAACAACACGAAAGCGAACAUUUCGCCAACAGCGGCAUUUCAAAUAGAUAAUGAAGACUGCGCGGAUGCAGAAGAUCCACAUAUACAGAGCUUCUAUGAUAUAUCAUUUACCGAAGAUCUUAGUGGAUCGCCAAAUGUUAAGGAGUUAUCAAGUCCGACUGCAGUGAGUAUACCAAGAGAUGUAACUUCUGCACCAAUAAUUAUAGAUGAGUCUGACAGUCCGUUGGAAUGCUGUCAACUGCCUGGAAAAGCACAAAACACAAACUCAAUGUCCUUCUCGAGUACAAUUAUUAAUAAUGCCACGCCUUUACUAACAGCGUCUGCUUCGAAUUCCGCUAAGCAAUUAGUGCAACUAACACCUCUCAAUCUGCCACCAACCUAUGAUGAGGUGUUGGCGAGUUGUGCAAAGCUUGACAUUCCGGAAUAUGAAUUUCAAAAACCCUUCUAUGGCAAUCCAGAUGACAUAACGCGGCUGAAGGAAGUCGGUCACAUCGCUUUGCAUAUUCCAGGCGACAGACUCAACGACUGCGACGAAUUCAAAAGUGUUCUUGGUGAUGAACUAAAGGGUCUCACUGAGUGGCGUCGUCAGCAAAUGUUAGCGCUUAACGGUCCUUCAGCACUCACAACACACUGCACUCAUCGAAAUACGCAACGAAUACGCGAAUACUUUGCCGAGCCGAAGCGUGUAACGAUCACACCGCAAAUGUGCCCGCCCACACGUCAUGAAGCUAAAUUAUGGUUAAAAGCACGCGAUUUGUUGGCCAAAGGUGGUGCUCAAAAUAAAGUAACGUUAGAUGAAAGUCCGAUAAAAGUGAGACGGCAAAAGACCACGAUGAUAUUAAACGAUGGUGGCGACGAUGGUGAUGACGAUGAUGGGGACGUGCUGAACCAUACAAAUUGCAUCACAUUAACACCACCAACACCGUUAAUAAAUACGCAAAGGUCCUCAGGUGGAGCAGAAACAGCUGAGGUGAUGAAGAAAAAUCUGAAUGUGAAAUCGCGUACAAACCGCGCAAAACUUUCUUUAAAUAAGAAGCUAAUGGCCUGUGCUAGCCCUGAUUUGAGUGUGCUCUCAGCAGAUGCCAGUUUACAGUUAACUCAAAACGCACAAGUCUUGAGUAGUGAAUCACUUGUGCCCUCAAACGACACCACCAUAUCCAAUGAAACAGUUUUGAAUGCACUGCAACGAAAUUCAUUUCUCAAAGAUUUGCAACAUGCAAACGCCGCGCCAUCACCGCAUGAGCUCAGUUUUGGCUUGAGUAGCGCUUCGCUGGACAACACUUUCGGUUUCAAAGUGAAUUUGGAGAAUUUGCAGCAGGCCAAAUCGGACGUGGAGUGCAAUUACCUAACAACAAUAGUUCUGGAGUUAUUCGUGCCGACGCGUGGUAAUUUGCUUCCCGAUCCAGUACACGAUGAGGUGCGUUGCCUCUUUUACGCCAUCGAACAUCGUUCGCCUGCAACGCAAACGAAAGGCGCCACACUCCUACCGCAGAAUGAUUGUGGCUGCAUCAUUGUAAAGGAUACCGAAGGCGAUAAUGCUGCACAGAACCAGCGUAUGUACGGCACAGGCGGCAAUAACGAGUUGUCAAUGCGUUUCGUCAACACCGAAAUUGAGGCAUUCGAAGCGCUUGUGGAGUUGAGUAUGCGUUGGGAUCCCGAUAUCUAUGGUGGUUAUGAAAUCGAGACGGCAUCCUGGGGUUAUGUUUUGGAACGUGGCAAGCAUCUGGGUUUUAAUAUAGCGCCACUGCUAUCGCGUGUGCCGACACAGAAAGUGCGUGAAUAUGUGGAUGAGGAUCGUGAGCAUUUCACCGAUUUGGAUAUUGAGUUGAAGCUCUGUGGUCGUAUUCUCUUGGAUGUGUGGCGUUUAAUGCGUUCGGAGAUUGCGCUCACCUCGUACACUUUCGAGAAUGUUAUGUAUCAUAUUUUACAUAAACGCUGUCCGUCGCAUAAUCAUCGUGCACUCACCGAAUGGUUUGAGGUGCCCUACACACGUUGGAUUGUCAUUGAGUACUAUGUGGAACGUGUACGCGGCACAUUGUCGCUUUUGGAUCAACUGGAUCUGAUUGGUCGCACUAGUGAAAUGGCAAAACUAAUUGGUAUACAAUUCUAUGAAGUUCUGUCACGUGGCUCACAAUUUCGUGUGGAAAGCAUGAUGUUGAGGAUAGCAAAACCGCGGAAUCUGGUUCCCCUCUCACCGAGUGUACAACAGCGGGCACACAUGCGUGCACCGGAGUACUUGCCGCUCAUAUUAGAGCCACAGUCACGCUUCUAUGCUGAUCCCGUUAUUGUAUUGGACUUUCAAAGUCUGUAUCCGAGCAUGAUUAUCGCCUACAACUACUGUUUCUCCACGUGCUUGGGGCGUGUGGAGCAUUUGGGACACUCCACACCUUUCGAAUUCGGCGCUUCACAGUUACGCGUCUCGCCGACGUUACUGCGUCGUUUGAUAGACGACGAUCUCAUCACCAUAUCCCCGUGUGGUGCUGUCUUUGUGAAGGCGUCAGUGCGUGAGGGUAUACUGCCGCGCAUGCUUAGUGAAAUUCUAAACACACGUCAAAUGGUUAAACAAUCGAUGAAAUUAGAUAAAUCCAAUUCGGCGCUCCAACGCAUACUCCACUCGCGUCAACUUGGUCUGAAACUGAUGGCGAAUGUGACAUAUGGCUAUACGGCGGCGAAUUUCAGUGGUCGCAUGCCCGCUGUGGAGGUUGGAGAUUCUGUUGUCGCCAAGGGUCGCGAGACGCUCGAACGCGCCAUCCGCAUGGUGGAGACAAAUGAAAAGUGGCGCGUACGUGUUGUUUACGGUGACACGGACUCGAUGUUUGUACAAGUGCCGGGUCGUAAUCGUGAGCAGGCUUUCAAAAUAGGCGAGGAAAUCGCAGAGGCCGUAACCAAAGACAAUCCACAACCGGUGAAAUUGAAGCUGGAGAAGGUGUAUCAACCCUGUAUACUGCAAACUAAGAAGCGUUAUGUUGGCUAUAUGUAUGAGACGGCGGAUCAAGCAGAACCAGUGUACGAGGCGAAAGGUAUAGAGACGGUACGGCGCGACGGUUGUCCGGCUGUUGCAAAGAUGCUGGAGAAAGUGUUGCGCAUUCUUUUCGAAACGACAGAUGUGAGCAAAAUUAAACACUACGUCUGUCGUCAAUUUAGUAAGCUGCUCGCAGGACGCGCCAAUUUGCAGGAUUUGAUAUUCGCGAAAGAGUUUCGUGGACUGAAUGGCUAUAAACCUACUGCAUGUGUGCCAGCGCUGGAGUUGACGCGGCGAUGGAUACAAACCGAUCCGCGUCGUAUACCACGUUGUGGUGAACGCGUACCCUUCAUCAUUGUCAAUGGACCACCCGGUGUACCGUUAAUACGACUCGUACGCAGUCCACAUGAAGUUCUAGCCGACGAAGGCUUGAAAAUCAAUGCGAUCUAUUAUAUCACAAAAGCAAUUAUACCACCGCUCAAUCGCUGCUUGCUACUCAUCGGCGCCGACGUGAAUGAGUGGUUCGCCAGUUUGCCACGUAAAUUGUUAAUCGUCCCACCCGUUUCCACAGCCAAUAAGCUCACUUGCAAAGUGGAACAGGCAACUCAUGCGAAGAAGAGCACAAUUUCACAAUAUUUCUCCGCCACAAAUUGCAUUGCCAAUUGUGGACGUCAGACUAAGCAAGGCAUCUGCGUGGCAUGUGAGCGGCAGCCACAACGCACCUUUGUUGUAUUACACCAGAAAAUUGCUAAAAUUGAGCGUGGCUACCAAUUGGUACAGCAGAUAUGCCAGUCGUGUUGUGGUCGUGUGGGUGAGAUCAAAUGCAGUUCGCUAGAUUGUCCAGUGCUCUAUGUGGCGGAGGUAAAACGUCGAGACUUGCAGCAAAUAGAGCAUAUACGUAAACUGUUGGUGGAAAGAUUUUGAGCUAAGAGCUUACACUUCAACAACAUGCUCAAAACCUUUUUUGAGUUACAACAACAACAAAAAAUAAUUAAUGGUUUAUAUUAUAUAAUUUUUUUAUCUCCCAGUAUGAAAAAUAUUAGAAAAUUUUUAUUGUAAUUAUUUAACUAAUUUAGCUAAAAUCCCGUUAAAACCACAAUGUAAUUAAGCGUAACGGUUUAGCAGUUUGAAAUGUCAAAUAUCGUAUUAUAUUAAUUUAAGUGGUGAAUCAAGUUAUUUGCCGUAUCACUUUUUUGAACCUGGGUUCGAUCAAUGUACUUCCGCUGAUCAAAUUACUUUCGCUGACUUUAGUAGCCACUUAAAAUGCCAUUUGGAACUUUAAUGUCUAAUUAUGCCUUGAAAAAGCUUUUCAAAUCAUCCGCCAGUCUUUUUAAAGCGGGUUAAAACUUGUAUGCCUUCACAUUUCUCAUAUAGAGCCGAGUCUUUGUCACAAAUUAGAUUAACAGCCCGAAAAAAUGUCUUCAAAAGUCGUAUAUAGUUUUAUAUAGAAGUAUAAGAAAUACAUGUAAAUCGAAAUUUUAAAAAUUUUAGGUUAGAAAAUUUAAAUCCAUUCAAUUUGGUUUGUAGGACUCACUUAUACUCCGUUAUCUCAGUCAUAUAUGUAGCAUAUCUUUAUUUAAAUCAUAUUUGGCUGUUUUAGAGCUGGUAAUGUGAUUUCUUAUUCUUCGCAGAAGUAUAUAUGAAAAUAAACUCUCAUAUCCGGUAAUGCUGCUGAGGGAAUAUUCGAAGCCUGGUUUAUAAAUGUUGAACCUUUAUGAACCUCUCUUUAAUUAUUUAUAAAGCUUCUUUAACGGCAUUUAUAACCAAAUUGCACUAUCACGAUAAGUAAUAUAGCGCCUCAUUAGUCAAAUUAAACAAUUUCAAAUUUAUAAUUUUAAAAUAUUUUAUUAACAUUUUUUCAUUUCAAUAUAUUUAAUUAAAGUGCUCAGAAUGUAUUGAGUCCAUGUAUGAGCAUAUGAGAAAACAUGCACUAAUUGUAUUGUAUUUAAUAAAAAUUGUACAACUUGUAUAUAUGUAUGUAUAUAGAAAUGUGUGUGUAUGUAUGCAAUGAGUAUGAGCAUGAUGAUUAUGUUAAAAUUGUUGCUGUUGUAGUUGCUUUUUACAAAUUUCCAAAUACAAAUUUUACCAAUAGUUGCUGUUGUAUGCCUAAAAUCUAAUUAACAAUUCAAUUUUUUUUACGCUAAAUAAAAUCAAUCGAGAAAACAGCUAGUUUUUUUCUUUACUAAUGUACAUAUAUCAAAACAAUUUUGUCACACCCUAUAUGAAAGUGUGGUUAAAAAUGGUAACAAUUUUUUUUUUCAUAUUUUACAAUUUCGCAAAUAUUCCAAUAGUGUUUACAAUAUUAUAUACACAUUUAAAAUGCCUAAUUAAUCUUUUGUUUUUGGUUUUUGUUCGUGUGGGGGUGGAGGUGUGUGUGUGUGUGUUUUAGCAACUACAAAUUUUACAAGCAUACAAAACUUACUUAAUGAUGUUUGACAAUUAAGGCAAAAAAGGAAAUUGUAGUAAAUAUGAUGUAACAUAUUUUUUUAACAAAUUAUA
Molecule: messenger RNA, 8413 nt
Organism: Zeugodacus cucurbitae (melon fly)
Lineage: Eukaryota; Metazoa; Arthropoda; Insecta; Diptera; Tephritidae
Gene: DNApol-zeta
Product: DNA polymerase zeta catalytic subunit
Exons: 18
Coding region: 110-6838 (2242 amino acids)
Biological process (GO): translesion synthesis; double-strand break repair via homologous recombination
Cellular component (GO): zeta DNA polymerase complex; nucleus
Molecular function (GO): DNA-directed DNA polymerase activity; DNA binding; nucleotide binding
Source: RefSeq, a predicted model, not a curated record